This is a messenger RNA of Varanus komodoensis (Komodo dragon), 603 nucleotides long. It is a transcript of the gene FGF4, whose product is annotated as fibroblast growth factor 4. The transcript is spliced from 3 exons. Gene Ontology annotation, biological process: positive regulation of gene expression; regulation of cell migration; animal organ morphogenesis. The coding region runs from base 1 to 603 and encodes 200 amino acids. Gene Ontology annotation, cellular component: cytoplasm. Gene Ontology annotation, molecular function: fibroblast growth factor receptor binding; growth factor activity. The record is from RefSeq and is a predicted model, not a curated record. Lineage: Eukaryota; Metazoa; Chordata; Lepidosauria; Squamata; Varanidae.
AUGACUGGCCCGUCUUCGGCCUGCUUGCCAGUCUUGCUCCUGGGACUGCUUUCGCCGUGGCUGGCAGGGCGCUGCAUGCCCGCCUUCGCCCAGCAGCAGCAGCAGCAGCAGCACAACGAGAGCCUGGAGUGGCGCUGGGGCAGCCUCUUCUCGCGCUCCAUGGCCAGGCUGCCCGGGGAAAGGAAGGAGCUCAGCCGGGACGGGGACUAUCUGCUGGGCAUCAAGAGGCUGCGACGCCUCUACUGCAACGUCGGCAUCGGGUUUCACAUCCAGGUCUUGCCAGACGGCAAGAUCAACGGGAUCCACAAUGAGAAUCGCUACAGUUUGCUUGAGAUUUCUCCAGUGGAAAGAGGAGUAGUGAGCAUCUUUGGUGUUAAAAGUGGACUUUUUGUAGCCAUGAACAGUAAAGGCAAGCUGUAUGGAUCUAGCCAUUUCAACGAUGAGUGCAAAUUCAAAGAGAUCCUGCUGCCAAACAACUACAAUGCUUAUGAGUCCCAGGUCUACCCAGGGAUGUACAUUGCCCUGAGCAAAAAUGGAAGAACAAAGAAAGGCAACAAAGUCUCACCUACCAUGACGGUUACACAUUUUCUUCCUAGGAUUUGA